Austrofundulus limnaeus is the source of this 1464-nucleotide messenger RNA. It is a transcript of the gene c5ar1, whose product is annotated as complement C5a receptor 1. Gene Ontology annotation, molecular function: G protein-coupled receptor activity; complement component C5a receptor activity. The transcript has a single exon. Lineage: Eukaryota; Metazoa; Chordata; Actinopteri; Cyprinodontiformes; Rivulidae. Gene Ontology annotation, cellular component: plasma membrane. The coding region runs from base 318 to 1367 and encodes 349 amino acids. Gene Ontology annotation, biological process: chemotaxis; complement receptor mediated signaling pathway; positive regulation of cytosolic calcium ion concentration. The record is from RefSeq and is a predicted model, not a curated record.
GGUGUGUGUGUGUGUAAAAGCUUAGGGGCUGGAGUUACAACAUUAUAAAAAGCAGAGAAGCGUUUCCAAAGCUUCCUGUUACCAGUGACUUCAACUCAGUCAACCGUAAGUUGAAAUAUUGCUUACAUCUAAUUUUAAAUUUAUUAAAUUUAAAUAAAGAGAAUUUGUUUUUGUUGCCUUUAUGUAUUUUGCUGAUUUAGGGAAGUUCAAUGUGGAAAUGUAGAUUGAAUUUCUAGGCAUUGUUCUGUUGUUUGUAACAAUGAAUUUAGCAUUAUUGCUCACAAUGUUUUUUUUCCCACCUACAGCUUUAAUGAGCCAUGAAUUUUACAGAUUACGCCUUGCCUGGCUGGAUAGAAGACCCAGACAAUUAUUCUCUGCCUCCUGACAUAUUUUCCAAAACCUUGAUCCCUGAGAUUCAACCCAUCCAGAUAGUGACUCUGGUCCUCUACGGCCUCGUGGUCCUCCUGGGAGUCCCAGGUAAUGCGGUGGUGUUGUGGGUGACGGGGUUCUGCAUGACCCCCUCUGUCACCUCCAUCUGGUUCCUCAACCUGGCUUUGGCUGACUUGCUGUGCUGCCUCUCUCUCCCUCUGCUCAUGUUCCCUCUCGCCCACGACGAUCACUGGCACUUUGGUGCGCUGGCCUGCACGCUGGUCAAAGGCCUGUUCUACCUGGUGAUGUACUGCAGCGUCCUGCAGCUUGUUCUGAUCAGCCUGGAUCGCCUGAUGCUGGUUAAAAAACCCAUCUGGUGUCAGAACAAAAGGCGGCCCAGGGAAGCUGUGUUCGGGUGCGUGGCGGUCUGGUGCCUGGCCCUGUUAGGAAGCAUCCCUCAGUUUAUCUACGCCCGGCACCGCGAGGCAGGUGAUGUUAAGAGAGAGUGUGUGACUGGGUACCCUAAAGGCCUAGUCUGGUUCAUCGCUUCUUUUCACUUCAUAAUGGGAUUCAUCAUCCCCUUCCUGGUUAUUGUCGUCUGCCACCUUAUGGUUUACAACAGCACCCAGAGAGGAAUAUCACGGGGCCGGCCUCGCUCCAAGCGAACAAUGAAGGUCAUCAUGGCUGUGGUGCUGAGCUUCUUCCUCUGCUGGCUCCCCCUGCACUUAAUGGACUUCAUCCGACUGAUCACGCCCCUCUCCUCCAUUCACAGCCCAAAAGUCUACACAGCGCAAACCUUGGCACUUUGCUUGGCAUAUUUCAACAGCUGCCUCAACCCUCUGAUCUAUGUGUGCAUGGGCAGGAACUUCAAAGACAGCUUCAGCCGCUCCGUGCGCAACAUCCUCCACUUCAUCACCGAGGAGCCGUACUCCAGGGCCAGCGUCGCCAACAGUGACACCAAGAGCACCAGCAGCGGAAAGGAGACCACCAAAAUCUGAUGCGGAGGGGUCUAAUUCUCCCUCGUGCGUCUGAGGUUUAUAGGAUAAGUUUUUUUUUCUGAACUUGACCAAUAAAAAGGGAUGCUGUGAAACCUGA